This is a messenger RNA of Bipolaris sorokiniana ND90Pr, 1674 nucleotides long. RefSeq lists its product as uncharacterized. The transcript is spliced from 4 exons. Gene Ontology annotation, molecular function: FAD binding; catalytic activity. Gene Ontology annotation, cellular component: mitochondrion. Bases 1 to 1674 code for a protein of 557 amino acids. The record is from RefSeq and is a predicted model, not a curated record. Lineage: Eukaryota; Fungi; Ascomycota; Dothideomycetes; Pleosporales; Pleosporaceae.
AUGGCUUCUUCGGCGCGCAUGGUAUCGUCGACGCUGCGGCGAACUGCAAUCUCUUCGCGUGUAUCAUCGCGCUACCAAUGUUUGCGACUGUCAAGUCAAAUUCGUUGGACCGGUACCUCGUCAGCGACUUCGGAGCCUCACCAACCUGACGAGCACGGUGGCGUCAAAGGCCCAACCGCGCCCUCAAAAGCAAUCAAAUACACCUCGGAGUCGUACCCCCAUCUCCAACGCGACUCAAAAUUCACCAAGUUGAACGAAGAGCACGUGAAUUAUUUCAAAACUCUGCUGGGCUCAGAGUCGGCUAUCAUUGAUGGUGUUUCAAAAGAUGCAUCGCAGGAUAUCGAGCCCUUCAACAGUGAUUGGAUGCGCAAGUUCCGCGGCCACACCAAACUAGUUCUAAAACCCAGCUCUACUGAAGAAGUUAGCAAGAUUCUCAAAUACUGCAAUGACAAUAUGCUCGCCGUAGUUCCACAGGGUGGUAACACUGGCCUUGUCGGUGGCUCCGUGCCGGUUUUCGAUGAGAUUGUCAUCAACAUGCAGAAGAUGAACCAAAUCAGGUCCUUUGAUGAAGUGUCUGGUAUCCUAGUCGCUGAUGCUGGUGUUAUCUUGGAGAAUGCCGACAACUUCCUCGCCGAGAAGAACCAUAUCUUUCCAUUGGAUCUCGGUGCCAAAGGCUCAUGCUACAUCGGCGGUAAUGUCGCAACCAAUGCUGGCGGUCUCCGUUUGUUGCGCUAUGGCAGCUUCCACGGAAACGUAUUAGGUCUUGAGGCGGUACUUCCAGACGGCACUAUUGUGGAUGACCUUUCCACGCUUCGUAAGAACAACACCGGAUAUGAUCUGAAGCAGCUUUUCAUUGGCGGAGAGGGUACAAUUGGCAUCAUCACAAAAGUUUCAAUCAUCUGUCCUCGAAGGUCGCCGGCAGUCAAUGUCGCAUACUUUGGCCUCGAAAGCUACGAGAAGGUUCAGAAAGCAUACAUUGAGGCCAAGGGUCACCUUUCUGAGAUUUUGUCAGCUUUUGAGCUUAUGGACGGACGGACACAAAAGCUGGUAAACAGGGUAACUGGUAAGAAGAUGCCACUCGAAGGCGAACAUCCUUUCUACUGCCUGAUUGAGACCAGCGGUUCCAACUCAGACCACGACAGUGAGAAAUUGCAAUCUUUCCUAGAGCACGUCAUGGAGACUGAGGUCGUCUCGGACGGUGUUCUCGCUCAGGACCAAACCCAAAUUCAGGAACUAUGGUCAUGGCGCGAAGGCAUUACCGAGUGUCUUGGCCAUGACGGUGGUGUCUACAAGUAUGACUUGUCGAUACCGAUUGCAGAGCUCUACGACCUGGUCAAUGAGACGCGCGACCGCUUGACCGAGGCUGGCCUUCUCGGUAGUGAUCCUACACACCCAGUUGUUGACGUUGUAGGAUACGGCCAUAUGGGCGAUGCCAACCUGCAUCUGAACAUCCCAGUAAGGAGGUUUGACAAGAUUGUGGAGAAGAAGCUUGAGCCUUUUGUGUACGAGUGGGUACAAAAGCGAAAUGGCAGCAUUAGUGCCGAGCAUGGUUUGGGUGUUACCAAGAAGCCGUACAUUGGAUACAGUAAGAGUGAGACCAUGAUCAAGUUGAUGAAGCAGAUCAAAGAUCUCUAUGAUCCUAACGGUAUCAUGAACCCGUACAAGUAUAUAUAA